Cyclospora cayetanensis is the source of this 1923-nucleotide messenger RNA. RefSeq lists its product as uncharacterized. The record is from RefSeq and is a predicted model, not a curated record. Bases 1 to 1923 code for a protein of 640 amino acids. The transcript has 5 exons. NCBI's taxonomy places the organism in Eukaryota, Apicomplexa, Conoidasida, Eucoccidiorida, Eimeriidae.
AUGCAUAUGCGCAGAUGCGAUUGUGCAAGGCAAACUGCUGGUAUGUAUAAUGAUGCGGUGCAGGUCUCUGCAAGUAAAAGCCAGUGCUCAGGAAAAGUAGCGCUAAAGCAAUUACAGUCGAGUGCGUUAGACAACGCGCUUGUUCUUUCCCCCAGCAGUUCUAUCAGCCUACGCUCUAGGGUGCAGCGCGCCGCGUCUACUUUACCUCCUUUACACAGUGAUUCGGCCAGCAACAGUGGAAUAUUUUUGACGGGGCAGCAUGAAUCAGUACGCGGGCAGCGGGCAAAUCCAUCUAAUAGCAUACUUGAGGAUGGAAUACGAAGCAUUAAAGUGCCUACAUCAGGCCAUGAGCCUCCGCAAGACAAGCACCUACUACCAUCACAAUUAACGGCAUGUACUCAGCGUUCGAUUGACCAAAACAGCGGUUCUUGUAUCCCCAAUCAGCGGGACCAAAGAACCAGCUGUGCAGCUGGGCGAAUACCAAUGGCUUCCAGCCAUACUAGUGGACAGUACAACAAACUAGAUGGGAGCCCAGUCAGGGGUAGAUGCGCGCCUUCUCUAGCUAGCGAAAGCUUUCAGACGGCAUCAGAAAAGCUAUCCCAAAGCGUGUAUGAAUCUGUAAAUGGAGUUCCUGACUCUCAGCCGGGCACAUAUGACCUUAGCGAAACACAGAUGCAGUCCUACCGAACCGCAACCACGGAGGGUUCAUUUACUUCAGUAAUAUCCACUGACAGCAUCAUUGCAGCAAGAUCGCCAGCUUUUCGCCUAACGACCGAGUACUCGGCGCACGUCAGCUCAUCCAGGAGGAGGAAUAGCACAGGGAGUCUCAAAGCAGUCGGAGGAAGAGCAAUCGAUCAUCCAGGAUUUUUGCAACCUACAGGCCUCCAACCGGAAAAGUGGCGCGCCAGCACGGGUUCACACCUGACAUGGCGUUCAAGGUUGUCACACAUACAAACUGACGCAGCUGGUCGGCGACUUACUGCGCAGAAAAAUAUUUGGUCAGCCGUGGGUAGCUUUGAACCCCUGCGUUCAUCAAUCUUCCAUAGGAUUUUCCCAAGACUGCCUGAUGAGCUUGAAAAGGUUUGCAUGCAGUGCAUCGGCACCCCAGAUUCAUCAGAGCUAAGAGCGCUGACAGAUAUUCAGAAAGCGGCAAUGGCAUUAGUUGCUAAACAAUCUGUGAGAAGGAGUGCAGCGGCGAAGGACCGCCUCGUCAAGCAGUUUAAACUCAUGGGACAGCCAGACGGCAUUCUUGACUGCUUGGAGCAAUUUCUUCUCACCUGCGUACCUAUCCUCAUAUACUUUGACAUUUCAAGCCUUACACCUCACCUAGAACAUGGCGGAUAUUACAGGUCACACUUUGAAAUUCCUCAGACUGAUGCAACCUACCUGCGAAAGUGUAACGAGAGAGAGCAAGCGCUUUAUUCCGGUUUAUAUGAGCAUGAGUCUGUUCGACCCGAGCAUCACCCAAAAUACGGGGUUAGAACAACGAUCUCAGCCUGCCACAAUGACGGAUCCUCCACCUCAAAGUUUGGCCGUGAGCCCCUGAUCGCCACCCUCAACAACCCGUGGCAUGUCCUAGAAGCCAUUGGGUGCGAUGAACUGGCGCGAUUAGCGGCCCUUGCCCGAAAUCCCUCUUCAGAUAUAGCCACUGAAACAUCCAGACUGAUUGACUGCAACGUGCAUGGCGAAAUCAAACUUGGCAAGGACGUGGACGCAAUCGUCGUGCCCAAGAGCGCAACUCAUGACAAGCCGAUGCUCUCGAAACUGCGGAGCAUCGCCACGCGGCACACUGUUCCGUUAUUAUCCAUGGAAAAAUGCACCAGAGCCGUGAAAAAUGACAACUGGAGGCUUAUUCUCCGGCACCUCCAACAUGAGACUCUGGUCAAAAAGACUUCCCUAGGGAAUACCUACGGCCAAAUCUGA